Chrysemys picta bellii (western painted turtle) is the source of this 10056-nucleotide messenger RNA. NCBI's taxonomy places the organism in Eukaryota, Metazoa, Chordata, Testudines, Emydidae. The record is from RefSeq and is a predicted model, not a curated record.
AGAGCACCUGGUUUAAAAAGGACUUCACUGCAGUCAGUGAGGGGUGUGCGAGGAGCUGGGAGCAAGAGGUGCAAGAAGCUGAGAAUGAGUAGACGUUCUGUUGGAGUACUGAGAAGUACAAGUGUUAUCAGACAUCAGGAGGAAGGUCCGGUGGUGAGGACAAAGAAGGUGUUGGGAGGAGGCCAUGGGGAAGUAGCCCAGGGAGUUGUAGCUGUCACGCAGCUGUUACAGGAGACACUAAAGACAGUUACCGUCCACAGGGCCCUGGGCUGGACCCCGAAGUAGAGGGCUGGCCUGGGUUCCCACCAACUCCCUAUUUGAUAUGAAAGGAGUCGAUCUGGACUGUGGGUCCCACUGGAGGGGAAGAUCUCUGGCCUGUCCCCUGACCCAUUAGGUGGGCCAGCAGAGACUGUGGGGGAUUGUUCUGCUCCUUUUCCCCAUGCUGGCCAGUGAUGAGGUUAGCCGAAUGAACGGCAGGUUUGUGCCACUAACAAAAGGAGCCAAACUGAGGACUGCCCAAAACCUCUGAGGCAAGCAAAUCCGCCAGAAAGUGCAGAACCUCCAAGGCAAAGGAGGAACUUUGUCACAACACCAAAAUAGUACUAAUUGCUCUCAAUCAGUUUGUAAGCACCUAGAGGAUAUAGGGUUAUAAGGAAUAGCCAGCAUGGAUUUGUCAAGAACAGAUCAUACCAAACAAUCUAAUUUCCGGGUUUGACAGGUUUAUUGGGCUGGCUGAGCAGGUGGGAGGUUGAGGGGGAAAGGGAGGGAAGCAGUAGACAUGAUAUAUCUUGAUUGUAGCAAGGCUUUUGACACAGGCCUACAUGACAGUGUUCUGAGCAAACUCGGGAAAUGUGGUCUAGAUGAAAUUACUAGGUGGAUGCACGACUGGUUGACAGACCAAAAUCAGAGUAGUUAAUCAAUGGUUCACUUUCAGACUGACAGGGUGUAUCUAAUGGAGUCUCUUAAGGGUCAGUCUUAGGGCUGGUCUAGUCAAUAUUUUCAUUGAUGACUUGGAUAAUGUAGCGGAGAGUGUGCCUAUAAACGUUUCAGAUAUCAACAAGCUUGGAGGGGUUGCAAACGCAUUGGAGGACAGGAUUAGAAUUCAAAAUUGGAAGAUAUCUGAAUUUCAUCUUAUUGAAUUUAGACUAAGUGCACAUUACUUCACUAAGAAGGAACCAUCAAAUGCACAACUGCAAACUGAGGAAUAACUAGCUAGGCAGUGGAACUGCAGAAAAGGAUCCGGGGGUUAUAGUGGAUAACAUUGAAUGAGUCAAUGUAAUGCAGCUGUGAGAGGCUGAUAUGUAAGAGACUGGAGGUAAUUGUCCUGCUCUACUUGUCACAACUGAGGACUCAGCUGAAGUACUGUCCAAUUCUGGGCACCACACACUAGGAAAGAUUUGGAGAGUCCUGAGGAGAGGAGAGAACUGUCCAUAUGCAAACUGAUUCUGCAUCUCCUCCUUGAGUCUGCAAGUAGCAAUGGUGCCACCACUGUUCUAUAGCUUUGCAAAGCACACUGUUCUAUUUCACUGUGGCUAUUCAGAAUUGCGUGGGCAGCUUGACACUGGCAAGAACAUCCAUUUGCUGUUUGGAAAAGUUAUGAGCAGGCAUUGGAGUUAUUCACUGAGGCAAAAGACACUUCCCCUCCCCACACCACUUUAAAAAAAAAAAAAAAGGCUGGUUGAAGAGUUACACUAGUUGAGAUGACUUCUCUUCUAUCCGUCCUGGCCCUCCUUAUGGCAGCCAUGUGGCUUGUGGGGAUAGAAGAGACAAAAUUCCUCCUUCUGUUGUGCAUCUGUGGUGUGUAAGAGUGUGGCGCUUCAGAUUAGAGCCCUGCGCAGAACUUUUUAAAAUUCCAUUCCCACCUAUUCCUGCUGUUAUGGCAUCAGGUCCUACGGGAUCCCAGUCCCGCUGCAGGGCUCUACUUCCGAUUGUUGUAAGAUAUUACAAGCCAGAGGCUGAGAAGAUAGAGGUCUAAGCAUAGUCCAGAGAAAACACUGAAGUUUGGUUUUUCAUCAGUUUGGUGCUCCUUCACGUCGCUGAUGAAUGGACUCUUACCCUUGUCUUUUAUAUCUCCAUCUGGCUAGUAGAUGUUUGGUAAGUUUUUCAAGACCUGCUGGUAGCCAAGGCCUUUCAGCAGACAAAUGCAGCUGGAUAAUCUCCCCCUCACUUAUACCAAGCCAAAAAACAAUUUUUUGGGGUGGGGGGAGGAACACCCCCCUCACUUCCCCCAAGUGCAUUUUUGUUCCAGAUCUCAUCCAUGUUGCAAACUCAAGCUGGCAACUUUAGUAUCUUGCUCAGCUUUAGUCCUGACUUAGUUAGAAUUAACUUUUGUAAACGCAAACUCUUAAGUAAUGAUACUUGAUGGGCCCAUUCCCAGAGUUGAGUUUUGAGGUAGGAAACUAAAUCUUUUUUUGUGUAUGCCUCCAAUUUAAAUUCCUGUAGCUAUGCCUAAUAGUACUAGUACUCAGUUGUGUGGAAAAUACUAGCUGCGGAAACUAGGCCAGACCUUACUACUGAACUUGGAAAACUGAAUACAAUGUCCAAAUAGGCAAGUACGUCUCAACAGUGCUGUGGGGGAUAGGUGUAAAGGGUUGGCUCUAGAGUGCUAUGCGACAAACUCUGUUUAUAGAUCCCUGGUGGAAUAGGCGCUAACACUAACUUAAACAGGUGUUCUCUGCAAUACUCAUCUUUGAUAUAGGACAAGAACUAUUUAGCUUUGACUCUAUCAAGACCCAGAAAAUAUGCACAGUUAUAGGAGUUGAGGAAAUCUGAGACUCAUAUCCUAGGAUCUGCCCGACUUCUAAUGUUUGCACAUCAUCUUCUGUUGAUGGAAUGAAGACAAUAUCAUGUUUCCUGUGAAAUUCAGUUAAUCUUGGGACUGUAAGUAGAAAGGUUUUAAAGAUCAUUCUGUUGCUAUGAAAGCUAAGAGGAGAAAGAGCCUUGUGGUAAUUAUCCAUUAAGCUUAUUUCUGUAAGAGCUGAGGGAGGUACUGAUGCAGGGUGCUCAAAAUGAAGUGUAGAGCCUUCAAGGGAAAAUGAGGUUCCAGGCAGGAACUUGACUGUUCCCCACUGCUUUGAAAGACUUUUUUCAGAACUAUAAACUGAGUACUACCCUUUUUUAUUUAAGUGGGCCAUGAGACAUCAUGUGUUCACAUGCUUGGAAGCAGAAAUUUCUUAUUUUCAUAGACUGGAGUGCAUGUGUUCUUAGAACUGGAUAACAAUAGACAGCUCUUGCCAAGAAUCAGACGAAUGGUCACUAUCAUGCCACUGGAGUCUUUAGGCUUUGUGGUAAACUACUGAAUGUCUUACUAUGCCACAAAACCAUUGGAAUGCAUAGGAGCUCUACUCAGAGGUGUCCCUGUCUGAGAGCAGGAUCCAGGAUACUGUAGGCCUGCCAGAAAUGACUUGUCAGAACCAGCAGAUGUUGGCUAGGAUUCUGCUAUCAAUGAGUCAAAUGGUGGCAGCAUCAUUUGUUUAUACCUAAUGAUUUGUCCCCACAAGUGACAGCUGUCACUGGAUCCUGAGGUACCUGUGAAAGCAACUCAUACGAGUACCUGCUGCAUUGCAUCCUGGUGAUGGGAGACCUCUACCUUCUGGGCUUGAUUGAGAUUAUCAUUGGACUGUCAGUUGGAUCUGGACUUCCACGUUCCUUCAGCUCAAAUUGGAAUGACCGCAGUGCGCAUUAUUAUGGUUUGACUAAACCCAGUCAAGAGAGCCUCACACCCAAGACACUUGCUUUCUCUGUGAAUUACAGCUACACACAAAUCAUCUGGAGAUUAGGGCAAACCAGAGCCUAUAGGGACCUGGUAUUCCACCAGGUGUCACUUAAAGUGAGAGGGAAAUAGGAUCAUGCCUGUGUUCAGAAGCCCUGUUGGUGUGGCAUAGCGAGCCGUCUCUCAACACACUUCUAGUGGGAAAGGAGAAGCAAAUUGGUGUCAACCCUCAAAUGAUCCCUGGAACGAUUCUUUUAAACAAAUCCAAGUAGUACGUGCUGCCCAUCCUGAGCACGCUAACUACAGGGACAUGCAGCAAGACUUUUCUAGCUGUUCACAACCACCACACCAGGGGCAUGUGGUGCUAAAUGAGUCAGGUCCUAAACCACUUAGGGCUGUAUCUAAGCAAACUGGGAACCAGUGGAACAUGCAGUGAGUACUGAUGUCUAUGGUUAUGUCAACACAGCACCCUAAGGCCAGGUCUGUGUGACCCACACCUGCAGACUCAGUGUUUCCAAGUCCAUGCUUGAGCAUCCACACUGCAUUGGAAAACCUGACCCUAAUGACCAUGCUGGCUCGUCCAUACAGCAGUACGCAGACCUGCGUCAGAAAUUCAGCGUCUGUGGCCAUAUAUUAUCAUAUACAAGGAUUCCUAGUGCCCUUGCCUGCUGAAGCUGCUCUGGGGCUUGUUUCAUAGUGGGCUGUGGGAGAACUUGUCUGUCUGUCCCACCAGAAUUGAAUGACAGUGUUUUGGGUGGCUUUGGCCUGCCCGCACAUUCGGACGAGCCAGUUUGUGUCCGCGCACUCUCAGCAGCCAGAGCCAACAUGGAUCCUGCCCCAGUGGAAGAACUUCUCUACCUAAUGCUCUGUCCUAACUUGGAAAACAGGCAGAGCACCUGCAAGAUGCUGGUGGACAUUUUGGCCUUUUCUGAGCUGCUAAAGACACCUCUCAAAGGGGCAUACUAAUGUGCCAGCUGCGACCCAGCUGAUGCUGCUCAUGCCUGUUGCUUUAGCGGCAGAUUCCACCUGCGUAGACUGGCGCUUCUGGAGCAGGGCCACCAGCACAGGCUACUGGGAUCACACAGUCAUGUUGGGAUGACUAUCAGUGGAUCCAGUACUUCCGAAGGAAGAAGCAGAUGUUUCUGGGGGUCUGUGAUCAGUUAGCCCCUACCCUCCGGUCCCCAGUCACCCACUUGAGGGAGGCCCUCCUGGUGCAGAAGUGGGUAGCUUUAGCAAUCUGGAAGCUGGCUACCCCCGACUGCUACAGGUCUGCGGCUAACCAGUUUGAAGUUGGCAAAUAAACGGUGAGGAUUGUGACAGAGGUUUGUGAAGCGAUCAGGACGAUGUACCCAAAGGUGGUGGGCAUGACAGGUGUUCCUGAAACAUUUGCAGGCUUUGAUUGAAUGGGCUUUCCAACCUGCACCGGGGCCAUCGAUCGGAUCCAUGCAUAUAGAUUGCCCUCCACAAGGAGCACGAGUACAUAAACCACAAAGUGUAUGACUCCGUCAUUAGGCAGGUUCAUGGACACUAACGUGGGAUGCACUGGCAGGGGGCAUGAUACCAGAGUGCUGGAGAUGGGGACUUUACCUUCAUUAUAAAUGGAACACUGUCCCCGCUGUUACUCUAGGGGACACUGCUUACCCAUUGUUGCCAUAGCUUAUGAAUCCAUACCAUGGUUUCAGAGGACCUGGCAAAAGAAGGGUAAGCUGCAGACCCAGUGACUGUAGAAUGGUGGUGGAAUAUGCAUUUGAAAUCCAUUCCUGCUGCCUUCAAAACCGUUUGGAUGCCAGUGUAGUCAGUACAGUCUGCAUUAUUGCGGCUUGCUGUGUUUUGCACACUGUCUGCAUGGAGAAGGGGGAUCUUUUUGCCAGGAGUGGACUCAAGACACUGCCAGAUUUCUGCAUAAGUGCACACAACCAGACAGUGAACCUGUGCUGACUGCUGCUGGAUCCACAUGCACAAUCGAAAUCAGGGAUGCCUUGUGUGCCCACGUAAUGGAUUUGCACAUUGGAGUUUUGAAUAAGUCCUUGCAUAUUGACAUGAAUAUUUAAAGGAGAUAAUCUCCAACUUUUGCUAGAUCUUCAAUUGUAGUGCUCAAGGAUAAAUGUUAAGAUGAAUUUUCAAGGAUCAACAAAAGUUUGUGCCUUCUCCCCUUUUCUAGAGAAUCUUAAAGAUGUGUUUUCUGUUUGGGCUUUUUAUACAGUAUUGGGAAUACUUAGUCUUGACUUUCUUCACUUGCAGGGGAAUCUGAAUGAAAGUUUGAGGUUGACCUGGGUUGUAGCACUCUUAGCACCCUGUGAUGGAGAAGGCCAAUUUUGGUGCUUUCAAGGCUAAGUUGGGACUUGCUGCUAUUAAUGUCUGUGUGUCUGUAUAAUGUGAAACUGUGACAAAGAUGUGGUGGCCAUUUAUUCUCUGCUAGGCCAGGAAGAAUUGUCCGCUCAAAAAAGAGAAGUUGUUUCUAAAUCCUUGACCUUGAAAAGGCCAUCUUAUUAAUGCUUCAUUCAAGACACUUAAUUUCAAGUGGGGCAAAAUCACGUCUGCAUUUUGCAUGCCCAUCUAAAUAUAUUUUAGGAUAAGUGCAUACAUUUAUCUUGCCUACUACUUCGUGUUCUCUUAAAAUGGAUUCUAGCUCUGUAUGUUCAAUGUUAGCUUAUUAACAAGCAGCGUUGAAAAUGCAAACUUCCCAAUGUACUUAAUUAAAAUCAGUGUUGUGUUGGAAUCGGAGUUCAUAAAUUUCAGCACACAAUCUUUUUCAGUAUACCUCUGUGAAACACUAGGUAAUAUUAAGUUAGUACAAUUUGGUAACCAAAACUGUCAAUCUUCUGUCAAUGGAAAUGUAGUAGUGUUCUAAAAAUAAGUUUUAUGUCCUCCUUUAACAUAGAAAUUAACAUAAAAAUUGAAUUUUUAUUUAAGUGAGAAGAGGUAGCAAAGAUCCUUGUUUGUGACAGAAGCUACGUUUCCAAAGGUCUUAGAGAGGGUUUCAGAAUAUUAAUGCUGAAAAGAUAAUUUUGGAAUGCGAGACUCCUUUACAAUUGAAAGAAAGUUGAGGUGCUAAGAUACAGAUGCUGCUCCGCAGCGUAUUACAUAUGGAGCUCAUAAAAAUAGACAGUUUUCUGUGUCAGAGAACUUGUGCCGUUGGGGACAAGAUCCAUGUGAAAUGGAGAAUAUAAUUAAUUCUGACAACUGGCCCAAGACAACUUACAAUACCUGCAAAGUCAUCAUUCAUAGCAAUAUGAUAAUGCCUUGACCCAUGCGUCAUCAAAUUAACCAUGGAAAAAGUAUAUGUGCAGUGUUGUAGCCAUGUUGGUUCCAGGGUAUUAGAGAGACAAGGUGAGUGGGGUAAUAUCCUUUAUUGGACUAACUUCUUUUAGUGAGAGAGACGCUUUCGAGCUACAGGGCUCUUCUUCAGAUCUGGCAAAAGUAUGUGACCUGUAAUUGCAUUAUUGGAAUUCAGAAAAGUGUUAUAUGUUUAGCUUGAUUCACUAAUUGUCUUUUCAAAUGUUAAUUUCUAGAUAAGAGUUCGGAGGAGGAUGCCCUGGUAGACUCUGAUGCCCUGGUUAACUCGGAAGAUGAAGCAGAUUUGAAGACACCUUGCCCUAUACAAAUUGUUCUUGCACAUGAAGAUGACCAUAACUUUGAACUUGAUGAAGAGGCAUUGGAGAACAUUUUGCUUCAGGAACACAUAAAAGAUCUCAAUAUAGUAGUAGUAUCUGUAGCAGGGGCUUUCCGCAAAGGGAAAUCGUUUCUACUGGACUUCAUGCUUAGAUAUAUGUACAACAAGAAUUCCUCGUGUUGGAUAGGUGGGAACAACGAGCCAUUGACUGGAUUUACAUGGAGAGGUGGAUGUGAAAGAGAAACAACUGGCAUUCAGAUUUGGAGUGAAGUGUUUGUAAUUGACAAGUCUGAUGGGACAAAGGUGGCUGUACUCCUUAUGGAUACCCAAGGUGCCUUUGAUAGCCAAUCCACUAUCAAAGACUGUGCGACGGUAUUUGCUCUGAGCACCAUGACGAGUUCUGUCCAGGUUUACAACUUGUCCCAGAACAUUCAAGAAGAUGAUCUCCAACAUUUGCAGUUGUUUACAGAGUAUGGAAGACUUGCUAUGGAGGAAAUUUACCAAAAGCCAUUUCAGACACUAAUGUUCUUAAUUAGAGAUUGGAGCUAUCCUUAUGAACACUCGUAUGGCUUGGAAGGAGGAAAAAAAUUUCUAGAAAAGCGAUUGCAGGUAAAGCAAAACCAGCAUGAAGAGCUUCAGAACGUAAGGAAGCAUAUUCGCUCGUGUUUCAGCAACCUUGGCUGUUUCCUGUUGCCCCACCCUGGUCUUAAAGUUGCGACUAAUCCAAAUUUUGAUGGGAGGUUGAAUGACAUUGAUGAUGAUUUCAAGAGAGAGCUGCGGGAUCUGGUUCCAUUACUACUUGCUCCUGAAAACUUGGUAGAGAAAGAGAUCAGUGGAUCCAAGGUGACUUGUAGAGAUCUUGUAGAAUAUUUUAAGGCUUACAUUAAAAUCUAUCAGGGAGAGGCGCUACCUCAUCCUAAAUCAAUGCUCCAGGCAACAGCUGAAGCCAAUAAUCUUGCUGCAGUAGCAGGAGCAAAAGACACCUACAACAAAGGCAUGGAGCAGGUUUGCGGGGGAGAUAAGCCUUACAUUGCUCCAUCGGACCUAGAGAGACAGCACCAGGGUUUUAAAGAGUCGGCUGUCAAACAGUUCUGUUCUGUGAAAAAAAUGGGAGGAGAGGAGUUCUGUCGGCGCUACCAGGACCAGCUUGAAGCGGAGCUCGAUGAAAUCUAUGCAAACUUUGUGAAGCACAAUGAUGGCAAAAACAUCUUUUAUGCUGCUCGUACCCCUGCCACUCUGUUUGCUGUUAUGUUUGCCAUGUAUAUCAUCUCAGGACUGACUGGCUUCCUUGGUAUGAACUCCAUCGCUAGCCUGUGCAAUCUCAUCAUGGGGCUAGCGCUGAUAUCCCUUUGUACUUGGGCAUACGUUAAGUACUCUGGGGAAUUCAGAGAAGUUGGAACAGCCAUUGAUCAAAUCGCUGAAGCACUAUGGGAACAGGUAUUGAAGCCCCUGAGUGAUAAUUUGAUGGAGGAUAACAUGAGGCAGUCUGUAACAAACUCUAUCAAAGCAGGCCUCACUGAACAGGUGUCUCAUCAUGCCAGGUUAAAGACAGACUGACAAUUCAUCUCCUCUUCAACUCUGCCCUCUCAUCCUAGACAUGCUGUACAAUGAGAACUCAAUACAAAUAAACCAAAGUUUACAAUCAACUAUAGAUGUAGUUUAGUGUGACUGGCUUCACUGAUUGGUGCCAUCAAGUAUGAAAAAUAAGUGUCAACGUUAAGCAUUCUCUUUAAUCUGCUUCUAAGACAGACCAGUGCCAUGGAGACUGGUAAAUGCGGGGACUCUAAAUGCAGUUGUUGUGUGUUGUGCACGUAUCCCAGGGUGAGUGACUUUCCUCCUUUUCUGAGAAGGUGCAGUGUCUGGUGUGCAAUGGAAAUGUAUCCUCUGUACAAGGAUAUUUCAGGGAAGUAAUUGUCAAAUGUGUACAAGGAAAUCUUGUAACUGUGUGUUUAGUCACCCAAUAUCCCAUUGGAACUUUUAACUUCCGGAGUAUUUAUAAAAUCACUGUAUCAAGAGUCAGACUGAAAUGUCAGUGCUAGCUGGCAUCAGUGAAGCCAAUAUUGAGCCACUGUAUAAAGAUCUUGCUUUACUGCUUUUUACACUACUGUUCUCCGAAUGCAUGUUGGUUCCCUACAAAAAAUGACAUUAGAACUAACUAUUGUAACCAAGGAAGUGAUUCAAAGUGUACAUUUGUCUUGCCUUUUUUGAUUCACAAACUUUGUCCUACAGGAGAUGCAUAUCAGAAAACUGAGCUGUCUUUUUCUGCAGUUUCGCCUUCAUGUAUCUAAUACGCCAUUAAUUUUACUGGGGGGACGUUCCAUCCAAAAAAAGUUGCCUACAGCUAUGAAGCAAUGAGUUAGGACUGUCUGUACAGCGUGUUUAGUUUUUAUUUUUAAGAAGUCAGAUAGGGCGUGUAUAUGAAAUAUAAAUAUAUAAAUACAAUUUUGUAUCAAAGUUUUGUAGUUUAUGGCAAAACCUGGUUCUGUGGUAGGCUAAGUACAGUCCCUGUGACGGAAUGCUUGUGGCUCAUGUAAACGUGUGAAUGCAUAAACGGUUUGACGUUUUUGAUAUAUUUGUGAUAUUUACCUGCCUUGAGCACUGCGAUCUCUCACCCCCUGGGAAAUCAAUGGGAAUGUUGGUUGUGAAACUUCUUGUCCUCUGUUGCAUUUUAAAGUUAUUUCCUGUAAUUUAUUUUCAGUACAUGAUUAAAAUAAGUUGUGUAUAUAUGAAA